UCAAGGCGUCAUCUCGAGUCUGCCUUGGUGGCCAGUGCUCUGAUUGAGUCUGGCCUCAGGCCUGUUUUCCGUUUCACUCGCGUUCGCUUUGUGCGCUGUUGUCGUCCCCCCAACUACUCGAGAUGUCACAAUCUUCCACUAGCACCUGUUGAAAAAGCAGCCUCGCCUCCGAAUGAAGCGCUGAACCGCUGUCCUUCGUUAGAGGGAGACGCUGACAUCACGACGUCUGUGUCUGGUCGCUACUAUGAUCCCAGCAGCACUUCGGCCACCAAAACGGAGAUAGACGGAGAUACGCUGAAACUGGAUUUAAUAUCCACUACAGAUGGUCAACAAAGGUUGCUUAAUCGUCCUUCCAAAUGGCGCCUUGGUAUGCCAAUUACCUGCCUGCGCUACAUGCCGCCAAACCUUGCCUGGGUAAUCGGUUGUACACCACAUGGGGAUGUAUUUGCAUUUCGCCCUCAGUGUGAGGGCUUUGAGACUCUUUUUAAAGAGCCACAGCAGACAUAUUGUCUGGAUAUAUCCCCAGAUGGACGGGAGUUGACAACUGGUGGCUCUGAUCAUGUUAUUAGAAUUUACAAUUUACAUCCUUCAUGCGUGACUGGUUUCCCUAGCGAUCAAGAUCUGCAACCACUUAAGUGCGAUGCUGCGGAGAAACAAGCUCGUCUGUCAACUGGCUCACUGAUUUCAAACAGUUGUAACCCUUAUCGUUUGCCACCAGGACCUGCAACCUUUCUAGGCGGUCGGCCAGACCAGCUCCUAGAUUCAUCCUCACGUAUCUAUUCCUCCCCUUUAAACGACUGCUUUUCUAAUCGCUCGCCUGGCGGAAUUGGCCACUACGUGGACCCCUGUUGGCCUGAACCAGUGGCCUAUGCACCGGGCGGAGGAGCGUCUGGGAGACGGACUGGUGGCGCAGGGAUGUGUGGUGCUGCAUUACUACCUUAUAAAGCCACGGGGCCUGCAGACAAUCUCACUAAUGGGCACUCGAUGCGUAUAACUUGUUUACGCUAUCAUCCAACCCGAGCAAACCUCUUAGUCAGUGCAGGAUGGGACAAUAUGGUCAAGAUAUGGGACACAAGAUUGCGCGAUGGUCCAAUGUGGCAAAUUUAUGGCCCCCAUGUAGCCAGUCCAGAUGGUCUGGACAUUGACGACAACUACCUCUUAACUGCUUCCUGGCGAGCAAGUAACAGUCUCGAGGUAUGA
Messenger RNA from Protopolystoma xenopodis, 1200 nucleotides. NCBI's taxonomy places the organism in Eukaryota, Metazoa, Platyhelminthes, Monogenea, Polystomatidea, Polystomatidae. The record is from the annotation of a GenBank genome assembly.